Molecule: messenger RNA, 4037 nt
Organism: Pungitius pungitius (ninespine stickleback)
Lineage: Eukaryota; Metazoa; Chordata; Actinopteri; Perciformes; Gasterosteidae
Gene: olfml3b
Product: olfactomedin-like 3b
Exons: 3
Coding region: 1446-2735 (429 amino acids)
Biological process (GO): signal transduction
Source: RefSeq, a predicted model, not a curated record
UAGAAUAUUUUCAGCUUAAAUAUUUAUUUCUGUUAACAAACCAACUCAAAGGAUAUCCUGCUUGGUACCAUCUCUUGGAACAUGCUUACUGUUUUCUGAGAGAGGUGAAGCAUAAGAAGCAUCACACCAAUAAUAUACCACAAUAUACCUCACCAGACUGGCAUGUAGCUCAACUUAAGACCUACUUUUUCAACUCGGAGACUUUGAAUGAAAAUAAUACUGUUUUGAUUUGCAAAAUCGAUUCACCAUUUCAAAUCCACGCAGUGCAAUUAAAAAAAAAUCAUACAAGAGAGCACAAAUGAACUAUUGAUUGCAAACAUAUAUCAAACACGUCUUCGAAAUUGUGUUUUCUCAAGACAUAUUGUCAUGUCAUUCAAAACGGCAAAAAAUAUAUGAAUCUUAAACCUGUCAAACUUUAAAGGACAGGAAGAGUAGUUCUAUCAUUGUAUUUAUUAUAGUGUGAACGCAGUCUGGGUUUCAGAGUUAACUAGCAAACCAAAUAAACCCAGCUGUGUUUAAAUAUACGGCGUGCAGUGAAUCAUGCUGCCUUUCGUGGUGAUCUCAUAAUUACUGGUGAGAGCAGAUAUUUCCACAAUAAUUCCCACUUGGCAAACUAACUACUGUUUUUGUAAAGCUGCAGACAUUCAGUAUUUCAGGUUCCUGCAGGCAGAGACAGGUGGAAAACACUCCAGACACUGAGGUGCGACAAAAAAAAAAAAAAAUACUUCACCAAUGUAUUAAACUUCUUUCAAAUGUUUCAAAUAUUAUUUACAUUUUUCAUUUUACUCCCCGCUCUUUUGUACCUCCGCUGUGAAACUUUUGAAUGUCAUGAUGCUUCUGUUUCUUUAGAAACGGUUGGUGUGUGACCUCUAAUUAUGAAAUGAUCGAUUGUUACAAAUGCAUCGUAGCUUUUAGCGUUUAGCAGCUGCCUGCACUCUUGGGCAACACUGAUAUCCUGAUGGAACAUGUUUGAGUGCUUCUAUUAAGUGCCAUUUCAUUUUUGGCCCGAUCUGACCUCUCUUUUUUAUGUCUCUGGUGCCUCGUGCCCCUUUUACUGAUUGACCAUGUGUUAUCAUGUAUUCUAAACCCCUGGAUCUGUUUGCUUCAGUAAGUCAUGUUGUGUCAAAAAAAAGCACAUUAUGUCUUUUACCUCUCAGAAUACAGUUACUAGUUUGGAUUGAAGCUCAAGACAAUUUCUAAGAAACGGUGAUUCCGGUCAUUAUUGCUUUGUUAGAGAGUUCAACGACUCCAAUCUACAGCGGAUGGUUUUCCAUUUAUCGCAGUGCCUCACUGAGCCCGGACUCCCACUCACAUCACACCUCCUAAAGGUCAUACAUACAUUUAAUAUAUGUUAUAAUUUUUGUAAAUCAGGCAAAAGCCAACGUGAAAAUAAAGUUCAGUGACCUGUCUCUCUCUUGGGGACUGGGCGCCUCCAUCUUUACCAGAUGUAUUUGGCUCCUCCCAGGCAGUUUACUAAAACAUUCCAGCCCACCUCUGGGAGUCUGCUGCCUCCUCCACACACUCUCACUCAACCCCAGGAGCUACUGAGACUGAGCCGACGCAAAAUGAGAGGACUCGUUGUCUUGGUUACUUUGACCUGCUUUGCCAACGCCCAGCACCAAGCACUGAUUGACUACUUGGAGCGAAGGCUGCUCACUAUUGAGGACCGCAUCUCUCUGUGGCAUGAGCAGACCGCCCGCUACGCCUCCGAGCUGCGGGCUCUGAAGCAACAGAUGGUUUCCCAGCUGGAGAACCUGGAUAAAGAAAAGGAGACCCUGCGAAUGACUCUGGACGGAGUGGGGACCAGGGUGGAUCGGGUUGAGCGUGAGCUGGACUACCUCGAGACUCAGAAUGGAGCCCAGCCGUGUGUGGACGUGGACGACAAGCUGAUAGAGCAGCAGGUGACCCUGGUGCAGGAAAAGCAGAAGGCCAAGUAUUCAAAAUUAUCAGACUGCAGCGAAAUGAUCUCCAGCAUUAAAGCCAUGAAGAUCUUGAAGCGGGUCGGAGGAUCAAAGGGAAUGUGGACCAAAGACACCGGCAGAGGCUCCGGGAAGGUCUACGUUUUCAACGGGACGGACGAAGACACCAUCCACGAGUUUGCCUCCGUGCAAGACUUCUCUCGCUCGCCGGGCGUCACUCUGUCCAGGAACCUGCAGCUGCCGUCGGCUUGGAGGGGAACAGGGCACGUCGUCUUCAACAACCACGCCUAUUAUAUCGCUCAGGCGGACGAGAUAACGAUGGUUAAAUUUGACCUGAAUAGCAGCUCCGUGAGAGACAGCGCAGUGUUCCCGGUGCAGGACCACGUCCCGGUGUACGGCCUGACCCCGGAGACGGUGAUGGACCUGGCCGUGGACGAGGAGGGCCUGUGGGCCAUUUACGCCACCAGGCAGAGCGAGAGGCACAUAUCUCUGGCCAAAGUGGACGCCGCCUCGCUGGACAUUGAGCAAAUGUGGGACACGGCCUGUCCGAGGGAGAACGCGGAGGCGGCCUUUGUCAUCUGUGGCACUCUGUACGUGGCGUACAACACCAAGCAGCCCGGGCGCUCACGUGUCCAGUGCGUGUUCGACGCCAACGGUAUGGUGACCAACGAAGACGCGCCACUGAUCUACUUUCCAAAGCGCUACGGAUCGCACUCUAGUCUGAAGUACAACCCGCAGGAGCAGCUGCUCUAUGCCUGGGAUGAUGGCUACCAGAUCUUGUACAAGCUAAUCAUGAAAAAGAAACUAGAGAUUUAAAACACCAAAAAACACAACACCCUCCUCCCACAACUGACACAAACCACACCCAAGGACCAUUAGAGUAAGAGAGAGGUGUGGGUUCUUUAACUAAAACAUUUGUACUAAAUAUUACUACAGAACAUUUUAUAGUUUUGGAAUCCGCCCCCGGUUUAUGUAAAGCAUCCAUCUUAAACUUACUGUGGAAUAUUUAUUAUUUCAACAAGAUCAUUAGAGUCCAGACAGGUUUUUGUAUCAACAUUUACAGAGUGCUUUUUUUCAUGUGUGCAUUGGGGCACGUGCAGAUAGUUUGAAGAGUCAGCAACUUGAUUUUCACCCAAUGCAGAAAUGAGGGCAACAACAAAGCUGGAAAAAUAUAAACUUUUGUUUGCGACUUAAUCCAAAUUGAGGUGCAGAGUUCAUGAUUUACAGUGGAUCCGCAUGGAGGACCACUGGUACGGGCUAUAAGUCUGAUUCUCCAAAAGCUUAAAGUGAUUGAUUGUAAAUCUGUAUCUUUGUACUCCCAAACUUUCAGACAUCAAUGUUUGACUCUUUUCCUACUUUUAAAAUGUAUGAUGUGAUUUCACCAUCAUUGUUUUUGUUCAUGCAGCAAAUAUAAUACUUUUAAGAUACAUUUUACCAAACUGCUCACUUUAAUCUAAAUGUACCAAUCAAUCUAUAUUUUUCUAUUUUACAUUUUGUUUAGAUCUUGCAUAAAAAUACAUACUGUGUCUACAGUCAUAUUAACCUCUAGUUGAGCAGAGUACAUUAAAAAUUAACAUUUUGUUUAGUUAUGCUUCACAUUUGUCAGGUAUAAUGCUGCCAUAUAAAUGUUGUCACUAUUGUGGGCAACCUCACAGCUGCAUUAAACAUGUCUUGGAUAUUAGGAUACGUGCAGAAACUAGCUGGCUAGUCUCAUUUUUAUCAGUUUAUGCAUGAGAUGAACUUUUGGUCCAAAGCGAGCACAUUUAUUGUAUGUAUUUUGUGGCUUGAACUUUUUACUAAAUGACACCAAAAGAAGGGCACCAUUAUUUCAAUUAUACAUCUAAUAUAAUGAAAUUGUUUAGUAAUAAAAACACAUCGAUUUCCUACUGUUGCGAGUAAGAUGUAAACAAAUGAAAGCUACUAUGAGCAUGGUCGAUUCAUUUUAGGCUUUUAGACCCCAGUGGUAGUAUUAAAAAGAAACACUGCGUCAGUGUUUGCGUGACAGUUUUCUGCUACUGUGCAUGUCUUCUGGAUUUCAACUGUUUGUUGAAGCUGACCUGAACGGACUGACACGACGUCGACAUUCGGCGUGACUAAUAAAAACAUGUUUAGUUGGAA